CACACUAUGGAGGGAUUGCCGAAGCUGCCGGGUAACGAUUUUGCAAACCGUUUACGUCAAAAGCAUCAUGUACCGCAGAGCUUCAAGUACGUCAAUGGUUACCCAAUUCCGGUCCGGCCCGAGUGUGGUCUCGGUGGUGAGCGGCUGAAUGAGGAUUCCAUUCAAUUCUGUCCCGAAUCAAAUGCCGGUGGCAACAAUACGGUCCUGUACGAUCCAAUUCUUACGUACGGCCGAGUGCGCCAUCUUCCGGUUAAACCCUACCGGCCACACUUUGUGCUGUACGAUCAGAAAACGCUCAAGUUCAAUGCCUUCUUUCGCCAAUCGGUCCCAGAGUCAGCAACCGAAACGUUCCGCAUCCGGUAUGUGCACAUACUGUACUUCCUCGAGGAUGACACGAUGACGGUGCUGGAACCGACUAUCGAAAACUGUGGCUAUCCACAGGGUCGAUUAGUACGCCGGGGAAAGAAGUUGAAAAAUGCGGAUCGGGAAGAGUUUUACAACUGGAAGGACCUAAACAUCGGUAUCGAUAUAGAAAUGCAUGGAUACGUUUUUCACAUCACCGAUUGUGAUGCUUACACGAAAGAGUUUCUUUUGAGCAAUGGAAUAGAGUUGAACGAGAUCGAACUGCUGCCACCGGAUCCGGCGAUGAACGAACGUUCGAUCAGUCAGCGACAAUCGUUCCGGCAUCACAAAAUGUACCCCGUGCCAGAUGAUAAGCUACGCAAGUAUCUCGAAUAUCAGGGGAAAGUUUUGCACUUCGAUUGCGUAUUGGAUGAGCGAGACCGCGAAGGUGGCGAAUUGAUGACGUACAAACUGUUCUACUAUCUUGAAGAUGAUACAGUUUCGAUAAAAGAGCUUAAGGAGAAUCAAGAGGGACGAGAUUACUUCCCGAUGCUACUCCGGAAGCAAAAGCUGCCCAAGAACUGGAAAGAAAAUCCAGUUUCUCAUCCUUCCAUUUUCCUGGAGAAAAGCGAUGCCGAAGUGUCGGAAUACUAUUCCCCCAAGGAUCUGAUCGUCGGUACAACCAUCUUUGUCUAUGGACGAAAGUUUCUUCUACUAGACUGUGACGGGUUCACGCGUUGCUACUACGAAAAAGCACUCAAACUCAUCCAACCGGAUCGGGUACGGUUGGACAGCACGCCCAAACGUGCCCCACGGUUGGAGGUACCUAGCUAUCUCGGUCUCGGUACACCCGAAGACUCUAUUGCCUCGUACCACAGUCUUGUACCGAAGAGUCCCAAAAAGGAUGUCAUAACGUACUUGGUAAAUGUAAACAAAUUCCUACGUUACGGGUGCGUUCUCGAUACCGCCCAUCCGGAGGACAAAAUACGCAAAUUUGUACUGAGCCUGUCGCUUGCCGACGGUACAAUUACCAUCAUGGAAUCGUCGAUUGACAAUUCUGGCAUACGGGGAGGACGUUUUCUGUCGCCACGCAAAGUAUGGCUGCCCGGAUGCAAUCCUGACGAGCCAGAGUACUAUACAGCGAAGGACUUUUAUAUCGGGGCGAUCGUGGUGGUGUUUGCGCAUCGGUUUAAAAUUGUCAGUGCUGAUUUGUACGUGUACCGGUACAUGCAAGCACAUCCGGAAAUAUUUUCCUCUAUGGCAAUCGACAGUGUGCGCAAUUAUUUGUUGUCUGAAGGACAUCUUAAAGACGAUCUUCGUCAAGCAACCGAGGAAGAGUUAAAAAAGCUGGAGGCUGUCACUGCCCAAAGUGAUGCAGCUAACCAGGAUGAAGUACAGAAGCGACUGGCCGGAUUUGAAAUAGGUGACCCGAACGCUCCCACAUCAUUGCCGGUAGCGUCAUCACCACGUGGUUCCCCCAUUCCGCACGCUGCCAAUGCUCAAGUUCCAUCAACAGGCGAUUCGCCCGGACAUCCUUGUCCACAUCCCAUCAUUCCCGACGAAGAACUACGAAAAGCAUACCACACGAACGAACCGGAAGAACUAGCUAUCCAGGCGUACCGCGUUCCGGAAGAUCCACCAUUCGCACCACAAGGUUCCCCGACACACGGAUCGAAAAAGGGUACCAAAACGGUGCGCUUUCAAGAUGACUUUUGAU
Messenger RNA from Anopheles maculipalpis, 2059 nucleotides. Its product is annotated as EF-hand domain-containing protein 1-like. Gene Ontology annotation, biological process: mitotic spindle organization; cilium-dependent cell motility; mitotic cytokinesis. The transcript is spliced from 3 exons. Gene Ontology annotation, cellular component: axoneme; mitotic spindle. Lineage: Eukaryota; Metazoa; Arthropoda; Insecta; Diptera; Culicidae. Gene Ontology annotation, molecular function: alpha-tubulin binding. The record is from RefSeq and is a predicted model, not a curated record. The coding region runs from base 7 to 2058 and encodes 683 amino acids.